AUGGUGGAAUGGGAACAAAAAUUAAAAGACUUUCCUGCAUACAAAAAAUAUGAAACGUUCAAUAGGAAGACAAUAACUAAUGAAGAGAACAACCCUUGUAAUGAUCUCUACUUUGAUAAUGAGGAAGCUGAAAAAUUUUGUAAACAAGCAGUAGAAAUUUUAAAAGAAUUACCACGUAUUACUGAUGAUAAAGCUCGUAAUGAAGAAUGUGCUUAUUUUCAACAUUGGUUCAGUGAUACUGUUAGGAGAAAGUUUAGUAAUAAAGAUAGGUUUUUUAGUAAUUAUGAUCUUUCGAAUUAUCUUUUUGACGUAAUAAAUACUUUUAACUAUGAUAAAUACAAUAAAACACCAAAUAAAUGUUAUGCCUCUCGUAAUGCUGAAUAUGUUAAAAUUGAAAAGGAUUUACACGAUUAUUUUAUAAAUUUUGACAGUAUUAGCUGCAAAGGUUUAAGUAAGAAAACAUGUCAAAUGUACUAUAAUUAUGUUCAAGAGAUUUUACCACACUAUAAGGACCGUAGAGACCGUCAUUUGUGCUGUUACCUUGCCAAUGGUGAAGUAGAGACUAAAUGUAAGAAUUAUUUUAAAUGUGAUAAAAGAUAUGACCCCAAAAAACUUUUGAAGAAUUUAGAAAAGGAAAUGGAAAUAAUUGAUAGAUAUGGACAAGUGGAUAAAUCAUCUUGGGAUGAACUCGUGGCCAAAUAUGACGCUGAACAACAAUCUAAAUAUCAAUAUUGGUAUUCUUAUGAUCCAUAUACAUAUGAUUACUAUUCGCCUAGUCAAUAUAGCUCAAUUAAUCAGAGU
This is a messenger RNA of Plasmodium gonderi, 801 nucleotides long. Its product is annotated as variable surface protein. The annotation marks the transcript as partial. The transcript has 2 exons. The record is from RefSeq and is a predicted model, not a curated record. NCBI's taxonomy places the organism in Eukaryota, Apicomplexa, Aconoidasida, Haemosporida, Plasmodiidae.